Molecule: messenger RNA, 7157 nt
Organism: Girardinichthys multiradiatus
Lineage: Eukaryota; Metazoa; Chordata; Actinopteri; Cyprinodontiformes; Goodeidae
Gene: rerea
Product: arginine-glutamic acid dipeptide (RE) repeats a
Exons: 23
Coding region: 577-5205 (1542 amino acids)
Biological process (GO): regulation of DNA-templated transcription
Cellular component (GO): nucleus
Molecular function (GO): chromatin binding; transcription corepressor activity; sequence-specific DNA binding
Source: RefSeq, a predicted model, not a curated record
GAUGAAGAAGGAUGCUGUCAUGCUGAGUACCUCUCAUACACACCAGUCUGAGCAUCCCGGCAACGAUUCCUCUGUAUUCUCAUAGUCCAUCAUUUAUGACAGCAUUAUACCAAAAGCCGCUCGCUUAGUUCCAGCUACAUAAGAAAAAGACACACAGGUGGCACUGCAGCUGUUGUAGUACUACUGUUGUAGAGGCGACACUUGGCUAACUAACGUUGGCUAAUUGCCCCUGCUGCUGCUAUUGUUUGUUGUUGCAGUCUCUCAUCAAACAAAUCACAGAUGUUGUAGAGCAAGCUCUUUAAGAUUUGGCUUGGUGAGGAGGAGGUGCAGAGUGGAGGGUAGGAAAGGUGGAGGCCCAGAUGAUAUGUUCAGGACUUUUUUUCCCCACGUCUGUUUUUAAAACAAUACCAUCAUACCCAUAUGUCUGUGACAGUUUCCUGAAACACUGGGGUUGUUGGUGUGGCCGAAUUUUCCCUGGAUUUGACUGGUAAAUUCAGAAUUCUGAAGCCCAGGCUCACAGUCUACCUUUCACGGAGGCCCAGCCGUGAGAGGACUGAGGAAGGCACGUGGCGGAUCAUGACGGCCGACAAAGAAAAGGAACGGGAGAAAGACAGAGACAGGGACCGGGACAAACGAGAGGCCGGGAAAUCUCGCCGGCAGGACGGUGAUCGGGGCGAGAGCGAGAGCUCGAGGCCGCGCCGCAGCUGCACGCUAGAAGGCGGGGCCAAGAACUAUGCAGAAAGCGAGCACAGCGAAGAUGAGGACAACGACAACGGUAGCACCGGCGGAGGCAGUGGCACGGCCGAGGAGGCCGGCAAGAAGGGCAAAAAGAAGAUGCCCAAGAAGAAGUCACGCUACGAGCGCACAGAAAAUGGAGAGAUUACAUCUUUCAUUACAGAGGACGAUGUUGUUUACAGACCUGGAGAUUGUGUGUACAUCGAGAGUCGGCGACCCAAUACUCCGUACUUCAUUUGUAGCAUUCAGGAUUUUAAGCUGAGUAAACGGGACCAUCUGCUGAUGAACGUGAAAUGGUACUACCGCCAGUCAGAGGUGCCCGACUCCGUGUACCAGCACCUGGUGCAGGAUCGCAACAAUGAGAAUGAUUCUGGUCGCGAGCUGGUCAUCACAGACCCGGUGAUCAGGAGUCGAGAACUCUUCAUCUCUGACUACGUGGACACAUAUCAUGCUGCUGCUCUCAGGGGGAAAUGCAACAUUUCCCAUUUCUCUGACAUUUUUGCUGCCCGGGAGUUCAAAGCCCGGAUUGACUCCUUUUUCUACAUCCUCGGAUACAACCCAGAGACCAGACGACUCAACAGCACACAGGGGGAAAUCCGAGUGGGACCGAGUCACCAAGCCAAGCUCCCAGAGCUGCAGCCUUUCCCCUCCCCUGGUGGCCAGGCCGUGACCGAGAAUGAGGAGCUGGUCUGGAUGCCGGGGGUCAACGACUGUGACCUUCUUAUGUACCUCAGAGCUGCAAGGAGCAUGGCUGCCUUUGCAGGGAUGUGUGACGGAGGAUCGACAGAAGAUGGUUGUCUAGCCGCCUCUCGAGAUGACACUACAUUAAAUGCACUUAACACUCUUCAUGAGAGCAGCUAUGAUGCGGGCAAGGCUCUGCAGCGUCUGGUGAAGAAGCCGGUACCUAAACUGAUAGAGAAGUGCUGGUCUGAGGAUGAAGUGAAGCGCUUCAUUAAAGGGCUGAGACAGUUUGGCAAAAACUUCUUCAGGAUCCGGAAAGAGCUGCUGCCCAACAAAGAAACGGGAGAGUUGAUUACCUUCUACUAUUAUUGGAAGAAGACACCAGAGGCAGCCAGCUGCAGAGCCCACAGAAGACACCGCCGCCAGCCUGUUUUCCGCCGCAUCAAGACACGAACCGCUUCAACUCCUGUCAACACCCCCUCACGCCCACCCUCAAGCGAGUUUUUGGACCUGAGCUCAGCCAGCGAAGAUGACUUUGACAGUGAAGACAGCGAACAGGAGCUGAAGGGCUACGCCUGCCGCCACUGCUUCACUACCACCUCCAAGGACUGGCACCACGGGGGCCGGGAGAACAUCUUGCUGUGCACCGACUGCCGCAUCCACUUCAAGAAGUACGGGGAGCUGCCCCCCAUCGAGAAGCCCGUGGACCCGCCACCAUUUAUGUUCAAACCCGUCAAAGAGGAAGAGGAUGGGCUUGGCGGGAAGCAUAGCAUGAGGACUCGACGGAACCGAGGCUCGAUGUCAACGCUACGUAGUGGUCGUAAGAAGCAGACAGCAAGUCCCGAUGGCCGAGCCUCGCCUAGCAAUGAGGAUCUGCGCUCCAGUGGACGCACUUCGCCGAGUGCAGCAAGUACUGACAGCACCGACAGCAAGAUGGACUCCAUGAAGAAACCAAGCAAGAAGAUUAAAGAGGAAGCUCCUUCACCUAUAAAGAGUGCCAAACGACAAAGAGAGAAGGGAGCUUUAGACACAGAGGAACCUGAAAGGGCCAGUGCCAAAAAGUCCAAGACACAGGAGCUCACUCGGCCAGACUCGCCCUCAGAAUGUGAUGGGGAGGGAGAGGGGGAGGGCGAGAGCUCUGAUGGGAGGAGCAUAAAUGAGGAGCUCAGCAGCGAUCCAAAAGACAUCGACCAGGACAACCGCAGCUCUUCCCCAAGCAUCCCCAGCCCCCGUGACAACGAGAGCGACUCUGACUCUUCAGCCCAGCAGCAGCAGCUCCUGCAGAGCCAGCAUCCCCCAGUCAUCCAGUGUCAACCUGGCACUUCAGUUGCCUCCUCAGCACCUGUGCCACCCACAACCUCAACCCCGUCUCUGCCUCCACAAGUGGCCCCCACUGCUGCCUCCACCUCUCUACCUCCUCAGCCUCUGUCCCAGACCAGCCCAAUGUCUCUCAUUCAGUCUGGAGGGUCACUUCACCCUCAGAGGCUACCGUCUCCUCAUUCGCCUCUGACUCAGGGUCCGCCUCCUGGCUCCUCUGUCCCGCCUCAGUCUUUACCCAGCCCUCACCAUGGGCCCAUGCCCCCCAUGUCACAUCCACUACAGCCAGGUCCUCCACACAUGCCGCAUCCUCAUGCCAUGACCCCUCAGGGAUUCCCUGUGGCUCCCUCUCAAGUCCCGCCCCCAAUCGUCUCUGGCCAGUCACAGCAGAGGUCUCACACUCCUCCUCCUCCUCAGUCCCAGCCAUCCUCACAGAGUGGAGGCCAGCCUCCCAGAGAGCAACCCCUGCCCCCUGCACCCAUGCCCAUGCCUCACAUCAAGCCCCCUCCAACAACCCCCAUCCCUCAGAUAGCCACCCCACAGUCUCACAAACACCCACCUCACGUGUCUGCGCCUCCGUUUCCUCAGAUGCCUUCAAACCUGCCUCCACCUCCUGCCCUAAAGCCCCUCAGCUCUUUAUCCAACCAUCAUCCUCCAUCAGCACAUCCCCCUCCCCUCCAGCUGAUGCCUCAGGGGCAGCAGCUCCAACCUCCACCGGCUCAGCCUCCAGUUCUCACCCAGUCCCAGAGCCUCCCGCCUUCGGCCAGCCACCAGCCUCCCCCACCACCUCCUCUCCCACCCCCCACAGUGGCCUCACAUCCCAGCGGUGCACCACCUUUCUCCUCACAUCCUUUCAGCACAGUUCUACCUCCAAGCGGCCCUUCUCCUUCCUCGUUGAACUCUAUGCCUGGCUUACAGCCACCGUUGUCGUCUUCUUCUGCCCCAUCCUCUUCCAUCUCCAUGCCACUCCCUGCCUCGAUCAGCUGCGCUCCCCCCACCCAGGCGGUCCCGCCUGUACACAUCAAAGAGGAGCCUCCAGAUGAGUCCGAAGAGCCGGAGAGCCCGCCUCCCCCACAGAGGAGCCCCUCCCCGGAGCCCACUGUUGUCAAUACGCCCAGCCAUGCCAGCCAAUCAGCACGGUUCUACAAGUACCUGGACCGGGGUUAUAACUCGUGCGCUCGGACAGAUUUCUACUUCACUCCGCUGGCUUCGUCUAAGCUGGCCAAAAAGAGAGAAGAAGCUCUGGAGAAAGCAAAGAGAGAAGCAGAGCAGAAAGCGAGGGAAGAGAAGGAGCGGGAAAGGGAGAAGGAAAAAGAAAGAGAAAGAGAACGUGAGCGGGAGAAGGAGGUGGAGCGUGCAGCAAAAGCUUCCAGUUCUGCUCAUGAAAGCAGAAUGGGUGAGCCCCCGAUGGCCGGCCCCGCUCAUAUGCGUCCCCCGUUCGACGGCCCCCCGACUACGAUUGCAGCCGUGCCACCUUACAUCGGCCCCGACACGCCCGCCCUGCGCACCCUGAGCGAGUACGCCAGACCCCACGUCAUGUCCCCCACCAACAGAAAUCACCCGUUCUUUGUCUCCCUCAACCCAGCUGACCCGCUGCUGGCAUAUCACAUGCCAGGCCUAUACAACGCCGACCCGGCCAUGCGGGAGCGGGAACUGCGGGAACGGGAAAUGCGGGAGAGGGAGAUCCGUGAGCGCGAGCUUAGGGAAAGGAUGAAACCAGGUUUUGAAGUCAAACCCCCGGAAAUGGACUCACUCCAUCCUUCCACAAAUCCCAUGGAGCACUUCGCCAGGCACGGGGCCCUCACCUUACCUCCCAUGGCCGGCCAUCACCCCUUCGCCUCCUUUCAUCCGGGCCUGAACCCACUAGAGCGUGAACGGCUCGCCCUCACGGGGCCCCAGCUUCGGCCAGACCUGACCUACCCAGAGAGGUUGGCUGCAGAGAGGCUCCACGCUGAGAGGAUGGCCACGGUGGCCAACGACCCCAUCGCCCGUCUACAGAUGUUCAACGUCACGCCACACCACCACCAGCACUCGCACAUCCACUCCCACCUCCACCUCCACCAGCAAGAUCCUCUCCACCAAGGUGGUGGUGAAUGUCUUGUAUGUCCUCCAGGUGCGGGGGCCCACCCGCUGGCCGUAGAUCACCUGGCAGCCGGACCUCACCUGGCACGCUUCCCUUACCCACCCGGCGCCAUUCCUAACCCUCUCCUGGGCCAGCCGCCACACGAACAUGAGAUGCUGCGCCACCCGGUCUUCGGUGCUCCAUACCCACGGGACCUACCAGGAGGUCUACCACCACAGAUGUCCGCUGCCCACCAGCUGCAGGCCAUGCACGCCCAAUCGGCAGAGCUCCAGAGACUGGCGAUGGAGCAACAGUGGCUCCACGGGCACCAUCACAUGCAUGGGGGACCUCUGCCUGGUCAGGAGGACUACUACAGCCGACUGAAGAAGGAAAGUGACAAGCAGCUGUAACUAACCGGAGGGAGACGCCGACUGACGAGUGCAGGACACAGGAAGUUGUCACAAAAGCAGCGGUCUUGGAGGCUCCUCAUGAACCUCUAAACAACUUCAGUCUUGAAGAACAGAAAAAGGGCCAAGCAGACCUUCUGAUUUUCUUCAGUUUCAGUUCCCGUCAAGAACGUUUAAUUUUCUUUCCUUUUUCCUUUAUUUUACUUUUCAAGACAUUGACUUUCUUUGGUAUAUAACCAGUAGUGACAACAUCCUCAAGACUCCUGCAUGACAAGCUUCCCUGAUGUUUUGUAGGUGCUAGAACAAGACACUGUGCUUAUCAAGAAAAAAAGGAGAAAAAAUAAAGACCUGUCAGACCAUUUAUGGAAAAAUAACAAGUGCUAUCUUAAAUUCAAUGUUUAUUUUAAUACAUUGUUGGAAGUUUUUCAUAAUUUUACGAAAAGCUACAGCAUGGCGUUUUUCAGUCUGUAAAUAGUAUAUAUAAACAUAUAAUUAUAAUUAUUAUUAUUAUUAUUAUUACUAGGUGUGGACUCCAAGUCGUUUCAGCCUCCAAUAUAACUUGUUUUGAAGCAUUAUCCCCUGUUUAAGAGGGGAGCACCAUGGCAUUAUACAAGCAGUUUCUGAAAGUUGCGGUUCGGUUGUGACCUCACUGUGUUAGAUUUAGUCCCACAUACGCUCGUAUGUGAAACCAUGACCCCCGUCACGCCCUCCGCAUCCAUCCAUCCCUCCAUCAGCUGUUACGCGCAGCGGGUUGUCAGAUUUAACGUGUUGAGUUACUGAAACACUUGAAGAGGCAGCGGAUUAAAAAGGAGAACUUUUGCACUGAGUGAGCAUCCUGGAGCUCUGCUAAAAUGGUCUUAUCCCUUUUCGUUUGUAUUUAAGUCAACAGGAGGAGCAGUACACCAUCGCUGUCUGUUGGGUUUUAACAGAAUUGGUUUUAAUUGUGCUUUUAGUGACACGGACCAAUUUUAAGCCAAAUUGGAGGCAGUUUCUUUUCUUUUUUUUUUUCAAAUUAACCUUAGAAGCUAAGGGAAAUUAUUGAAUACUAGUUCAAGACCUGCUACACAUGAAAUAUCAGGAAACCGCUUUAAUAGGACCUGUCUGACACCAUGAAGUAGGCCAAAAAAAAAAUGAAAAGGAAUCUAUGAUCUGAAGAAAUUCAAGACCUGACCUGAAGUCCCUUUUUGCCAUCUCCUGGGUUUCUGCUGACCACCAGGAGGCGUGGGGAUCGUUUUGUCCAUGUUUUCAUCAUAUGCCUUGUUUUUAUGUUUUUCUAAAGGACACACCCAGCUUGUCGGUGUUCGGGAGUGUUGCUUGUGUGUGCCACUGACUGUUACAUGUCACAUUAGUGCGCAAGCCCAAGUUUUUUAUUUGUUUAUGUUUAUUUGCUUUUUUCCCAUGCACUAAGACUGUCAUGAACAUAUAAAAAAAACGGUGGCUUUUUCUUAUAUGUUUUUGUUUUAACCAGUUGAAGAAACUGUACCUGCAUUAAAAGUGACCACAUCUUUCCCAUUGAGCACUAUAUUUUUAUCUAAAUGCCUGCAAAAUUCAAACUUACAGAAAGACUUUGAAACGCUGACAACUGCCUGUCACUCCAUCUCACCAUUUCCCAUCUUUCUCUCUUUCUCUUAUCAUCUUCAUCAUCCUCCCUUCUCUCCUUUUAUUCCCUCUUUUUUGUGUCUCCAAAGCCUUUGAUGUUAAGUGUUGUCAAUGGUUUAGCUUCUUGUUUCAAAGCGGCAAUAGCAGAAUGUAAAUUCUGACUGCUAAGAUUUAUAUAUAUACUGGUAUCUUGAAGCUUAUUGUAUAUAUGAGUAGUCACCAUGGGAUGACACAAUGUAAAACAAAAAGUAGAAAUAAUAAGAAAAAUUGUGAGUCCUGUGUUCUCUCCAUUUGAGUAUUUUGUAAUUUUUUUGAAAAAUUUGUGGAAUUAAAAUAAACGAAUGAGUUACACCACA